This is a messenger RNA of Oncorhynchus mykiss (rainbow trout), 2454 nucleotides long. The record is from RefSeq and is a predicted model, not a curated record. Lineage: Eukaryota; Metazoa; Chordata; Actinopteri; Salmoniformes; Salmonidae.
CGGGACGCUUCUUCAGGAACAACAACACGGCUACUCUUUCAACCACCUCGGUAGCUUGCUAGCCAACAUAAAACUUACAGAUUGAUGUUUUAGACCAUGUUUGUGUACAUUCGGCAAACCCAGUGUUUAAAACACAUGUCAGCUGACGUAUCAACUGGUUAACUUUAAUCUAAUUUGCCUUUUCAAUUUGCAAACGAGUUAAAUAUUGAUACUGAGCCUAGCACUCGGCUAGUCGCUAAUGCUAACUAGCUAGUUAACUAACAUCCCCGACCAUGAGUUCACUAAACUACUAUUCCCCUGCUAAAGAAGAGGAUGUCUGCUGUACGAAGAAAGAAGCUCUAGAGAUGAACAUUGUCGUGAAAGAAGAAGAAGAGGUGGAUAUUACAGUGAAAGGAGAGAAAGAACAUUUUAGAAUUAAAAAGGAAGCAGAGGAGGCUGUUACAGUGAAAGAAGAGAAAGAACCUUUUAUAGAGGAAGAGGAUUCUAUCUCAAUAAAGGUGAAGGAGGAAGAAGUUUUGGGAGUGAAAGAGGAGGAGACAGAAGAUCAGAUUAACACCAGAGAAAAACCAAACUCGGGGGAACAAGAGACAUCCAAACCAGCAAGACGACACCUCUGCUCCCAGAUUGGAAAGAGUUUUACCAAGUUAGGAAGCCUGAAAGCUCAUGAGCGAAUACACUCAGGGGAGAAGCCUUACCACUGCUACCAUUGUGGAACUAGGUUUACCAAGUUAGGAAGCCUGAAAAGACAUGAGAGGAUACACACCGAAGCGAAGCCUUUCCAUUGCACCCUGUGUGGAACGAGUUUUAACCUUUUAGGAAAUCUGAAAAGACACGAGAGAAUACAUACAGGGGAGAAGCCUUUCCAUUGUGCCCAGUGUGGAAAGCGUUUUAGCUUGUUAGGGAACCUGCAAUCUCAUGAGCGAAUACACACAGGGGAGAAGCCAUACCAUUGCGCCCAGUGUGGAAAUAGUUUUAGCGAAUUAGGACACCUGAAAGUGCAUGAGCGAAUCCACACAGGUGAGAAGCCUUACAAAUGCUCCCAGUGUGUAAAGAGAUUUAGCCACUUAGGAAACCUGAAUGAACACAUGAGACUGCACACAGGAGAGAAGCCUUACCACUGCAUCCAGUGUGGAAAGGGAUUUAGCCACUUAGGAAGCCUGAAAGCUCAUGAGCGAAUACACACAGGGGAGAAGCCUUUCCAUUGCACCCAUUGUGGAAAGAGUUUUAGCCAGUUAGUUAACAUGAAAAGACAUCAGCGGAUACACACGGGAGCAAAGCCACACCAUUGCUCCCAGUGUGGAAAGAGGUUUAGCCAGCCAGGAAAGCUGAAAGCUCAUGAGCGAAUACACACAGGGGAGAAGCCUUUCCAUUGCUCCCAGUGUGGAAAGAGUUUUAUGCGGUUAGACACCCUCAAAACUCAUGAGCGAAUACACACGGGGGAGAAGCCAUACCAUUGUGCCCAGUGUGGUGAGAGUUUUAGCCAGUCAGGAAUCCUGAAAGCUCAUGAGCGAACACACACAGGUGAGAAGCCUUUCCAUUGCUCCCAGUGUGGAAAGAGUUUUAGCCACUUAAGAAAUCUGAAAGCUCAUGAGCGAACACAUACAGGGGAGAAGCCUUUCAAUUGCUCCCAGUGUGCAAAGCGUUUUACCCAUUUAGGAAAUCUGAAAGAACAUGUGAGACUGCACACAGGGGAGAAAUCUUACAAGUGCUCAGACUGUGGGAAAACAUAUUGCUCAUCACAGUCACUUAAACGUCAUGUGAGAAUCCACACAGGAGAAAAUAAUUACUUAUCCUAGUGUGUAAAUUGAUAUUUCACAUCACAUUGACUUAAAAUUCAUCAGAGAACAUACACAGUGCUCCCAUUGUCUUAUAUUGUUGACUGAGAAUGGGUUUACUUGUUUAUACCAUAUGAAAUUAAAUUAAUAAUUGUACCAAGUAUACUCAAACAUAUAUUUGUAUGUUUUUAUUAGAAAACAUUAAUUGAAUAUGGAGUUGUCAGUUUCAAUGUAGGAUAGAUCAGGUUCCAUGUGUUUAAAUUUUAAGUUAAGUUUAUCUGGGUGUCAUUCCUCCAGCACCACAGAUUAAUUAACAAGUGAUAUCUGGAUGUGAUGCAUUUGUUCCAUUGUUGACAUUUGCAUUGUAGCCCACUGAUGAUUUAAUGAAAUGAAAAUGUUCAGACUCUGUAAUGGAAAAUGUUAGUUGUUUGUGUGUCCACAUAACUGAGUAUGUGACUAACCUUGUGAAACUGUCCUAUUAUAAUCUCCUGUUCUUGGGAGUAUCAUCCUGUGUUGCAAACCAAUUUGCACCUGUGUCCUUGUAUGAAUAAAGUCCCGCCCAGGAACAGGAAACUAUAAAGAUAUGUGCUAAUCACUCAAUGCUUCAGGAAUUCAGGCUGUCUACACUGCGCUGUGUAACUGUUAUUCUCUCUGAGCUCAGAAAUAAAGAAUCUUGGUU